UUUGGAAUAAGAAGUAUUAGUUAGGUUAGGUUUGUUUCUUUUAUUUAUCAUUAUUUUUAAAUAAUUUUUUUUUGGAAUGCAUUUAAGUAGAUAAACAUUGUGAUAAGCCUAAUAUAAAUCAAUUUUCUUUCUGAAGAGGAACGGAAAAGCAGCUGGAUUAUGUGGUUUAUUAUUUAUUUUAAGGUAGAUUGCUGAAUGAUAAUUGAUUUUGUCACAUUUAUAUUUUUUUGAUACUUCAAAUUUUGUGACUGAUUUUACAAAAUAAAGAAAUUGGCAGUUUAGAAAACCAAAAUAAAACAAGCAUUAAUGAAAUAUCUAGUCCUACAUUUGUGAAGGUGAUAUUUGAAAAAUGAAAAAUUAUCUUUUUAUAGUAAUUAUUGGAUUUUUAUGUAUUUUGCAAAGUGUCAAAUCUAUUGAAAAAGAAUUAACAAUCUAUAUCGAAGCAGGUACUGAAUCAUGUUUUUAUCAACAAAUAAAAAGUGGAGAAGUUAUAGAUAUAGAUUAUCAAGUAAUUGAUGGUGGACAUGGAGAUUUGGAUAUUAAUUUCCGUUUAGUUGAUUCAACAGGAAGAAUUUUACUAACUGAUUUUAAAAGAUCAGAAAAUAACCACCGACAUGAUGCUACAAUGGAUGGAGACUAUAGAUUUUGUUUCGAUAACUCAUUUAGUUCUUAUAAUACAAAGACAGUGUUUUUUGAAUUAAUUAUAGAAGGAGAGGACAAUGGCCAAUGGCAAUUUGAUGAAAAUAUCAAUUUUGAAAAUAAUUCUCAAGAUUUAAUUGCCAAAGAUGUACAUAACAUUAUUAAUAAUGUAAGAAGUCACUUAACCAAAGCACGCAACAUUCAAGACUUAUUAAAAUCUACUGAAGCAAGAGACAGAAAUUUAGCUGAAGAAAACUUUUUCAAAGUAAAUACUUUCUCAUUCAUACAACUAUUGCUCAUGAUAGUUGUAGGUUUUAUUCAAGUUGUUAUGGUUAGAAGCCUUUUUGAUAAUCACUCUAGAGUGCAUAAAAUUUGGAAAAAGCUGGACAUUGCUUCAAGAUCAUUUUGAAAAUGAUCAAAUACCAUCAUAUUUAUUAAUAAUGCCAUAUAAAAUGUUACCAUAAAUUUUUCAAUUUUUUUUUUUAUUUAAUAAAAAGUUCUGUAUUGAAAAUGUUAUUAGUUUGUUUAUACACUGAGAUAGAAUAAAGUACCCAACCAGCACACUUUUCU
Psylliodes chrysocephalus is the source of this 1209-nucleotide messenger RNA. NCBI's taxonomy places the organism in Eukaryota, Metazoa, Arthropoda, Insecta, Coleoptera, Chrysomelidae. The record is from the annotation of a GenBank genome assembly.